Molecule: messenger RNA, 1945 nt
Organism: Lobosporangium transversale
Lineage: Eukaryota; Fungi; Mortierellomycota; Mortierellomycetes; Mortierellales; Mortierellaceae
Exons: 2
Coding region: 69-1895 (608 amino acids)
Source: RefSeq, a predicted model, not a curated record
UUUUUUUUUCUUCCAAAGUUCGAGUUAAUAGUAGAUCUUUAUACAAUUCUCAACUCCACUACUUGAUCAUGAACGCCACACGAGAGAGAAGUAGAUCUGAUCCUCAUGAGUCCACCUUAGACAAGCUCGAUGACUGUCCACCCGCAUUAUCAAAACGGCAUCACCACCGUUCUGUCGACCGUAUCUGGCCACCAGCCUUAGAAGUCAAACUCGCACGGCUUUCUAUGGACGAAGGGCCUUGCAUCGGUCCUCACAUCAUCCCUCCACCUCCACCCGUACCAUUUCAUACUCCUUCUUCCGAGUUAGAGAGAGAUGCUUAUACAGAUUCACGGCUGGAACCCAUCCAAGAGGGACAAGCAAUAUCAACAACCAUAUCGCCACUACAUACGUCAUCUGGGCUAGGAGCGCCAGCAAUGUCAUCAGGCUCUACCACCUUUUUAUCAGAUAAAAGACGAAACUCUAUUCUGGGGCCACUCUCACCCUCUAGCACAUUUCAGAUGGAUAGGCAUCUUUUUCAUCAAUAUACCCAUCCUCCUCAUAUUGAUGUACAAUAUAGAAAAAGAUGCAAGUCAAUGUCACCUAGAGGAGACAAACGAUUCAACAUUAUCCUCUACAACGAUCAUGGAGAAAAAUCCAUGGUAGGUUCCCAACACAUACCCAUGUUUUCACCGCCUUUGCGAAACAUUAGAACAUCUGUGACUACGCCAGAGGAACCCACCAAGUAUGGCGAAGACUUGUUUCAUCGCAGCACCUCAGAGUUCCAGGAGCAUUUGGAAUAUCUUGUUAAAACAAGAGCUCCACCACAACUUACUAUGCCACGGCCGCAAUCAUAUCAGCAUGCAGAGGAGAGUUGUGAAAAAGGGCACUGUGGCCGAGAAGUUAAGGAGCAUAGGAUGGAUCAAGUUAGACAAAAACAUGAUAGGGUCAAGGAUGUGGAUGGUGAGAAUGGAUUAAACCAAUCGCCUCUGGAGCACAUCCCCUCAUGCAAUCGAUCUUCGCAACCACCCGUCUCACCUAUGCGUAAGAAUCCUCUCUCAGCAGCGUCAACUCCAUCAUCACGGACCAACUCGAGACAGAGUUCCCCAACAAGGCUCUGUAGCCGCCAAUCGCUACAAAGAAGUAACCAUGACGUACAGCUCGAUCAUUCUUUAGCUAUUCAACAGCAGCUACAACCGGAAGUACAUACGACAGAGACUGACGGUUGGAAGAUGAGCCCAACUUUCAUGGAUAAUCCAGAGAGAAGGCGAUACUCUCUGGUAGCCGAUGAUCAAGAAGGCCAUAAUGAUUUCAUUCAAGGAGCAUAUGAACGGAUGUCAAAGCCAUCAUCCCCAAAUAUUUUAGACAUCAGCAUCCCAAAUGAUCAGGACCACUGGCGGUCUCCGACGCUCUCUACUUUAGGUUCACAGCCGACAUCUCGCGCUCGCUCUCCAUCAUCACCUCGACUUCGUCCCACCGCACCUUCUGGCCUGUCGACUGGGACUACCAUAGCCAUGGCGAUGUCGACCCGACGAUCACGUCCGCCAGGCGUGGGUUUGGCUCGUUCUCGGCACCAGGCAUUGUUCCGGGAAACAGAAGAUGAAUUGGCUAUGGUAGCUGUAGAACAGGCGGAGGAAGAGACAGAGAUAGAUAUGAGGGUAGAAAUACCACUGAUUGAAGCACAUGAUGAAAUUUCACUCCAAGAUAUCUGGCAGAUGGAAGAUGAGGAACGUAAUGAUCGAAUGAAAGGUGAGGGCAACGAUAGUUCAACUGGCCAGAAAUGCGAUACAAUUCAUGUUUCGCUCAUGAAGGGUGAGGAGCAUGCACAUGAGGAAGCAAGGCUUAUCCAAGAUAUUCUGGACGGAAACUAUCCUCCUCCACCUCAUCACCAUCAUGAUCACCGGCAGCAGCAUCUAUAAGAAAGUAUAAAAACUUUGAAUAUAAUAAAACAACCGAAAUUCUACACUCG